Messenger RNA from Pelobates cultripes (western spadefoot toad), 327 nucleotides. NCBI's taxonomy places the organism in Eukaryota, Metazoa, Chordata, Amphibia, Anura, Pelobatidae. The record is from the annotation of a GenBank genome assembly.
AUGCGGCGUCCACUAGAGUGUAAGUAUCCACCGUGGAACGCACGCGUCGCACCGGAAGUGACGCGGCGCUUCCACGAAUGUAAUAAGUCCGUGCGUGCCAACGUGGAACGCACAGUAAUCGCGUCUAUUCGGUUCUUCACAAAAGUUCAGUCCAACUUGGAAGCACAAACAGUCCCCUUAUCUUGGUGUAGUAUGAGGUCCAAAAGGUCCUUUGUUCCCAUCUCCAAAGCCAUCAGGCACCAAGCGCUGAAUAAAGCCACUCAGUUCAUGAUUUUCAGUGUGUAUGUUCAGUCAUAUUGGAGAAGGGCAGAAGUAUGGGCAAAAUAG